AUGUUAUUUUCAAAUUUAGACAAACUAAUCCAAUUUGUCAUGUUAAUUUAUACUAUUGACAACUUUAUUCGUUUUGUAUUAAUCUCGUCAUCUGUAACUACAAAUAGAUUGCAUCUAUAUGAAAAUAUGAACCAGUCAUCAGAAUAUUUAAAAAUGAAUGGUUUGCAGCGAACUAAUUUCAAAUUUUCACAGAAAUAUAAACAUGUAAAUGACCAACGUCAUCAUCAACAACGUUCAGACGUACCUACAAGGUUGCCUUCAGUUCAAGAAUGUAUAUCAGAUCAAUAUAAUUACAGUGUUAUCAAAGGUUGUUUAUGUUAUUUAUUUCAAAGCACUGGAUUAAGUAAUGGUUCGUUUGAAUUUAUAACAAACUUGCAUUUAAAUUUAUUUUGGAACAAAACAUCCAAAUGCAUAAUUUAUACAUUCGUUGGUGAUUUAAAAGAGAUCGUACAUGUACGUUUACUGGAAUUCAGCCUGAAAAUGAAAAUACGAAAAAUUGGAAGUAAUAAAUGUACUACACAAUUUAAAGUUUAUCAUCAGUUAGAACGAGCAGAAUUGAUGAGUAAUGAUCAACCGGAUUAUGAAUUAUGCGGCCAACACUUAAAUCAACUCCCUGUUCAUGAAUUUCAUUCGUAUGGACGUGUCAUGAUUAUUGAAUUGGAUCAGAUCACUAAAGAGAAGCAAAAAGUUAUAGGAUUUUAUGAAUUUCUUGACAGAGUUGAUUCGUCAGUUCAAAAAAAGACUAAUCAACAAAUAAAACACAUCUGGAUGAAUCCAUCGAAACUUCAAGGAACAAUAAAAUCUCCGAAUUAUCCAUCAUUUUAUCCACAGAAUUGUAAACUAUUAUACAUUAUUAAUAUACCUGAAAAGAGAUUCCUUCGAUUGAAGUUUUCAGAUAUUCAGUUAGGAAGUAACAUGCCGAGUACCAAAUGUACGCAACAUGUGGGUGAUCGUAUAGAAAUCUAUGAAAAGAAUUAUUUAAAUAUUACACCCAAUUUAAUUUUGUGCGGGACAUCAGUACCACAGGAACAAAUAAUGUUCAAUAAUAAAUUUGAAGUGCAACGUGUAUAUAUUUAUUUUAUUACAGACCAUAUAACAAGUACAAAUGAGCUUGGUUUCAUGUUGUCAUAUGAAUAUUCCACUAAAAAUGAUUAUACUGAGAAUAAUAACAAAUUAUUUCUUAUUCGUAAAGAUUUAUCCGACAAGGUUGAUGAUGGUACAUGUCAAUUUACAAUUACAAGUUACGGAAAAGAAUCAAAUGGUUUUCUUCACAUACCAAAUAAUUUAAUUAGAACGAGAAAACCGUCUGAGUUAAACAACUGUAAAUGGAAACUUGAAGGUGGUUAUGGACAACGUAUACAAAUACGUUUUGUACGACGUCUAGAUAAUUCACAGCAAAUCUAUCAAUUUCAACGUUCACAAAUUACAUCAAGUGAAGUUAAUGAUAUUGUGUCAAAUUAUACGAAUGAUUUUAUUCAAUACGAUCGAGAAUUCGGGGGUUCCAUCUAUAGACAAAAACAUCAACCUGAUAUGAAUGAUAUACACGAAAUUAAAUCAUCUUUUUUAAACAGUUUAAAAUGUCCCACUUCAAUGACUUUGGAAUUGAUCAAUUAUCGUGCUGAUGUUUUAACUACUAACAAUGAUAUCAAUAGACUGUUAAAUAACCGGUUAAAUCCUAAUUUCGUUUCACAACAAAGUUAUUCAUCGUUAAAUUUAAAUGCAAUUUCUACUACACAAUUGACAUCACCUUUAAUCACCACAGAUCCCAUAGAGACUGUACCUUUAGAUCCUGUUCGUUUAUGCGCUGGGGAUUUUAUGACUUAUUCACCGGCAAGUAAGGGUUUCAUGUCUGGAAAUAUUCCACGUUUAGAUAUAAUUCUUAAGAUCAAUCAAUCUAGAAAUGGUACCAAUAUUAAUAAUGAUAAUAAUAGUGACAAUAAUAGUAGAAACAUGAAACAAAACUUUCAGAGUAUUCAGCAAUCAGAUUUAGGCUAUGAUGUGCAGUAUAAAUUUGUCACAGGUGAGAAAAUCGGUUAUCAUUUUUUAAGGGAAACUAAUAUGUUAAUAAUUGUCUCAAUGAUUAUUUUAAUUUUUUUAUCACCAAAUAUUGUUAGUGGAAAGAAUGUAACUGAUUAUGGUGUUACAGCUUCUUUUGGGAAUCAACGAAAGCCAAGUUGCUUCUUCGAAUUCAAUCGUUCUCAAUCAAUGACAGGGAAUUUCUCAUCACCAAAUUAUCCUGGAUUAUAUCCAAUUGAUAUCAUUUGUGAAUAUCGGUUUUCUGGGCUAAACCUAAGAAGAAUUGAUAUUGCAUUCUUGGAAUUUGAUGUAGAAAGUACUUCUAAAACUUGUACAGAUGAUACUAUGGGUGAUAAUGUUGAAAUUAGUAGUUGUUAUCCAACAGAAUUAUUCAGCACACCAAAACGUCGAUUAUGUCACAAACAAAGUCCAGUGGAUCCAUUCAGAAUUCAAUGGCGUCAACCGUGUUUAAACUUGAAAUUCUUCUCUAAUGGAAUGUAUGUGAGGACAGGAUUUUUCGGUGUUUAUGAAUUCCACGAUUUCGGCAAGUUGUCGUUUAUAUUAUUAUUUGGUAUUUUAUUUAAUCUCAGAUAUGCUCAACUUGAAUAA
Schistosoma intercalatum is the source of this 2625-nucleotide messenger RNA. The record is from the annotation of a GenBank genome assembly. NCBI's taxonomy places the organism in Eukaryota, Metazoa, Platyhelminthes, Trematoda, Strigeidida, Schistosomatidae.